AUGCUUUCGCUGGGGUCGUACAUGUACCUCAUUGUCUCUUCCACCGCUGCCAUCAAGACCAGCGUCCGCCAGUUUCUUUUCACCGUGGCUAUCCGGGUUAACGAGACCUUUGACAUUCUGGCUGACAAUUUGGCUGGUGGUGAUUACGACUCAACUCAAAUAGCUCCUGCUUCUUAUUCUCCCAUGCAGGGCGACACUAUCACUUUCUUGCUCAUGGGCAUCACCUGUCACUACGAGUAUCUGAACGCCGAGCAGAUCCACCUCAAUGCCGUCAACAGCAAUGAUACUGUUAUUGUUUUUGGUCAGGGUGCUCAGCAUGGUAUUUACACCUGUACUGACUGCGAGUCCUACCCCGGUGAGUUUGGUGACACCGUGAGGACUUGCUUCGAUUAUGUCACCGAGUGGCUGGGCAAGAGUGGUCGCUUCUUGUAA
This is a messenger RNA of Aspergillus sclerotioniger CBS 115572, 432 nucleotides long. RefSeq lists its product as uncharacterized. NCBI's taxonomy places the organism in Eukaryota, Fungi, Ascomycota, Eurotiomycetes, Eurotiales, Aspergillaceae. Bases 1 to 432 code for a protein of 143 amino acids. The transcript is spliced from 2 exons. The record is from RefSeq and is a predicted model, not a curated record.